AUGUCUGACUCGGGAGGGGAUAAGCACCAUGAUAAUGAUGCCAUUGGGUCUUCUAGUAGACAACAGUCCUCUCCAAUGCCAACCAGGUCAGGUCCUGCUGUCACUGUGGGAGCCGAAUCCUGCAGGAGUGAUGCCCAUGUCAGUACGGACACUGCGAGAUUGCAAAAAGAGCGUGAGAAAAUGAAGCCAUGCACCAUCCGUACUAAUAGAGAGACCGAGCAAAGCAUGCCCACAGAUCCAGCGCCUUUGGCAGAACCUAGAUCGUUUGCUGCCGCUGGACAAAGAAAGCAGGGAAUGACCAGGGGAAGAUCACAGAGUCCCAAGCGAAGCACACGGGAAAACUCCAGAAUGAAGCUGUCACAGCGGGGUAACUUAGGCGAACGUCCCUCGUUGAUUCGAACUGCAUCAGAACCUCGUGCUUUAGCAGCAAAUGGCACUGUUUCUCAAGUGGAAGAACCUGAUAUUGCAACAGCAACCAAGUGCUUGAAUAGGGGCCAAACCAGCGCAACAACACUCGGAAACAAUUGCGACAAAGCAACCACAUCGACGGAUAAUUUGGAGACAACGAGGGAGAAUGCACGAGCAAAGAGUCCAAAAAGAAACCAAUCUAACUUCCCAUUAAACGGAUUUCGUAAAGCCAAAUCCAUUGAUACGAUAUCAUCAUCACCAUCACCAAGAACGAGAGGGCCCACUCUGAUGAGGAGCCAUUCACCCAAAUCACAACGACGUGGGCUACGACGUGACAGAUCGGUCCAUUCUCCUGUGAUAGUCGCAUCCUCGUCAUGGAAACAAACUGAUGACAAGAGAGCUAGGAUGUCCCCCAGGCCCAACCGAUCACCGACGUCAAGACGCGGACUGCGCCAUUCGAGGUCUUUAGAUGGUUCCCCCUUUUCUCGCUCCCGAUCGCCACUCAACCAUCGAUCGGCUACCAUUGGCACGAAACUUCCGGGUGCAGUGGCAUCGCAAGACAAGCAACAACAAAAGAAGACGAAACGGGGAGUAUCCACAGGCGAAAUUCAAGAAGAUGUCGUCCCCAAUUCGGAACCUUCCACGGGGUUGAUCAACAGCAGAGAAGUCCUUCCGGGGGCAACGUCCGUCGGAGAUGUAUCUCCACAACCACAACAAUCAUCAUCAAAGCAAGCGUCCAGGUCCCCCGUGAGUGCCAAGUCGCAGCAGCGUGGCCUUUCCAAAGGCUCCAAAAAACAAUCUGCUCGCAAUCAUGGAAGGUCUACCGAUGGUGAAGAGAAAGCAGCAGACACAUUUGAAGAUGAGGCGGAAGUCUGUCCAGAAAUUGGAGAGGAAAUUGAAGACUACCUAGAGGUUCGCGAUGAGAGUGAAGCCUCUCUAGAGGAUCAAUCUACCGGCCUUGACUCGAAUACCAGCGGUCAUGACAGCAGCAUUAGUGACCAUGACCGUGAGAGAGAGCCGCUAUUGACCGCCCAAGUGGAACCACAGCAACGAGACAGUAAAAGCUCGGAGCUACAGCCUCUCACGCCUGAAGGAGUUCUGGUGGAAGCCACACUGGUAGAGGAACCACCGCAUGACGAGGAAAGCCAGCAUGCAGCAGUCGUGGUGCAAGCUCACGCCGCCAGUCUAGCUGAUUUGUUGCAGAACAAGAGAAUGCAAUGCUUCAUUCUGGGCUUGGUGCUGUUGACAUCCAUAAUGUUCAUUUCAAUGUAUCUGAUCCUGUCAUCCCAAUUGCAAAGCAACAAUCCAGUGCCCACUCCGCCCUCUCCACCUACAAGUGAUGACUCCACACCAAUAGCAACGCAACCGCCAUCCCCUGCUAUGCAUACUGGAAACAUCUUUGACAACACUAAUAAUACUCCCAAGCCAUCCGCACCCACUGCAUCCCCAACCAGUGCUGCGGCAACCGAAGGACCUACUUUACCAGACACGCUCCUCUUGACGUUCUCGGACGAUAGCUUGCCCCAAGCGAAAGCUUUCAACUGGCUGAACAACCACCCAGACAAGGAUUUCCUGCCCAAGUGGCAGUAUUAUGAGCUGUUUGCUCUCGCAACAUUUUACUACUCAUUUGGAAAUGGAGAGGAAUGGCCAGAUGCCUACAAGCAAUCUGCCUCAAACUUCUUGAAUUACUCUGUGCCAGCGUGUGAUUGGGGUGACCUUCAAUGCCACGCCAAUGAGAGCAUCAAGGUGCUCAAGUAUGCUGGCCCGACAGAAGUGAAUCGACAAGGAUCAGAACGAUUGACUGGAACAGUCCCUACUGAAAUUUCCUUCCUUUCGAAUCUGGAAACUCUUGAUCUUCGUUUUCCCGGGGUGGAGAUUGAAGGGAUGCUCCCAACCACCUUGGCCACGCUGCCCAAUCUCUGGGAGCUGAGGAUUGAAGAUUUCACUGGGGAUUUGCCUUCCACUGUGCUUGGUUCAAUGCAACAACUAAGAACCCUUGACUUGAAAUCAGACCCCCCUUUUACAAUUACAACAGAGCUAUUACAGCUACCAUACUUGAUUCACCUACAAUUAACUUCACUGAAAGGCACAAUUCCAACAGAGCUGGGAUUGAUGACUUCUCUGACCUCUUGCGAAUUAAUAUGGGGUCUUGAAGGGUUUCUGCCCACCGAACUUGGCCAACUCUCACUUCUGGAGAAGCUUGCGCUGUAUGGCAAUCGACUAACUGGGUCUCUUCCAUCAGAAUUUGGAGAGCUCACCGCAGUAACCCACUUUGAUGUAUCUGAUAGCAAGCUCACUGGAUCCAUUCCUGAAGCUUUUUGGAGGGUAACAAACAUGGUCGUCUUGGACCUCUCCGGCAACAUGCUCACAUCCAGCAUCCCAGCAGACGCUUGGAAGCUUACGAAUAUAAAGGACUUGCGGCUCAACCACAACUAUCUCAAUGGAACAAUAUCGUCAGAGAUAAGCAACCUUGCAGAAAUGCAUACCUUGGCACUCAACUCAAACCAGUUGUCAGGUUUCAUUCCAUCAGAGCUGGGACUGGUGCCAAUCGUUCAUGAUCUCUCCCUUCAAUUCAACCAGCUCUCUGGUGUUCUCCCCACUGAACUAGGCCUUCUUGGACACAUCUUCCGGGGCCCCGAUGCAGGAAUCGAGACUUUGGACAUUUCCUACAACAGCAUCAGUGGUCCAAUUCCCAGCGAGCUAGGGGUGCUGAAAUUUGCUCAGAAACUGGAUCUUUCACAGAACCAGAUCACGGGAACGAUUCCAACAGAGUUGGGUCUUCUGUAUGCUUUGGGUGGUUCAUUGUAUUCGUUCGACGGGCUGGGUCUCUAUCUUGGUGGGAAUCAAAUCACAGGAAGCGUUCCUAGCAGUCUUUGUGCUCUGACAGUGAGCUUCGGAGUGUAUCUCGAGAUUGAUUGUGACAUGGGUUGCCCCGAUGACUGUACUUGUAAUUGUUUUGUUCAACUCAUCGCCGUAACUCCCGGCCCGAGCAACGAGCAAACGUUGGUUGGUGACCAACUGGAGGGCUCAACCAGCGAUGGAUCAAACCAAACUAUUCCCGACAAAGACACAUUGCUGGAGGCUAUCGAUGAGUGGAUCUCAAAUCGCACAUCGCCCUAUGGUCCAAUUGGUGAUUGGGAUGUUUCCAGGAUUAACAAUUUCGAUUUCUUGUUUGCUGGCAGGGAAGAUUUCAAUGACAACAUCAACGGAUGGGUCACUUCGCAAACUACAUCCUUGGUGUCUACAUUUGAAGGAGCCCAAAGCUUUGACCAACCACUGGAUUCGUGGGAUGUCAGCACAGUGGAGGAUUUCAGAAGAGCCUUUAGGGCGGCCUUUGCUUUCAAUCACCCUUUGGCGGCUUGGGAUGUAUCAAGUGCUACAUCCAUGCAAGAAAUGUUCCAGUUGGCCAAAGGUUUCAACCAAGAUAUCUCAAUGUGGAACGUCAGCACAGUGCAGUCUUUCAACAGCAUGUAA
Molecule: messenger RNA, 3882 nt
Organism: Seminavis robusta
Lineage: Eukaryota; Bacillariophyta; Bacillariophyceae; Naviculales; Naviculaceae
Source: the annotation of a GenBank genome assembly